GUGCCCUCAGACCCUAAUUCCCCGCCGGACACCGGGCUGAGGCUGAAGGGCGGUGGCAAAACCGACGGGUAGGGGCAGCCCCCGCCGCCCCUCGCCCUCCCAGCCCGGGCUACGAGUGCCUGAGGGCCGAGGGGACGGGGCCAAGCCAGGCGGGCUCCCCGACGUCCUCACCCGGCGGAGCGGCUGGCCGAGAGGAUGAGCGCCGAAACUUGCUCCAGCUGACGGCUCUGAGGGCACCUGAGCGUCCCCGCGCAGCCCUGAAGCAUGGCUUUGCUCAUCGCUUGGCUCUGUGUGGCCGUGAGCAUGGAGAAGGCUCUGGGGGGCCAGGGCGACGCGGGGGACCUCUACUCGGAAAACAUCACUCGGAUUCUCGACAAGCUGUUGGACGGCUACGACAACAGGCUCCGGCCGGGAUUUGGAGGCGCCGUGACAGAAGUCAAAACAGACAUCUACGUGACCAGCUUCGGGCCGGUGUCCGACGUGGAGAUGGAAUACACAAUGGAUGUCUUCUUUCGUCAGACCUGGACUGAUGAGAGGUUGAAGUUUGGUGGGCCAACUGAAAUUUUGAGAUUGAACAAUCUAAUGGUCAGUAAAAUCUGGACACCAGACACAUUUUUUAGAAAUGGAAAAAAAUCAAUUGCUCAUAAUAUGACAACUCCUAACAAACUUUUCAGAAUUAUGCAGAAUGGAACUAUUCUUUACACAAUGAGACUAACCAUUAAUGCUGAUUGUCCUAUGCGGUUGGUGAACUUCCCAAUGGAUGGACAUGCUUGUCCACUGAAGUUUGGAAGCUAUGCUUAUCCAAAAAGUGAAAUAAUUUAUACAUGGAAAAAAGGACCCCUGCACUCAGUAGAAGUACCACAGGAGUCUUCCAGUCUCCUCCAGUAUGACCUCAUAGGACAAACUGUAUCUAGUGAAACCAUUAAAUCUAACACAGGUGAAUAUGUAAUCAUGACAGUUUAUUUCCACUUGCAAAGGAAGAUGGGCUACUUCAUGAUACAGAUAUAUACUCCUUGCAUUAUGACAGUCAUUCUUUCUCAGGUGUCUUUCUGGAUUAACAAGGAGUCUGUUCCAGCCAGAACAGUUUUUGGAAUUACUACAGUUCUAACAAUGACCACUUUAAGCAUCAGUGCACGCCAUUCUUUGCCCAAGGUGUCCUAUGCUACUGCCAUGGAUUGGUUCAUAGCUGUAUGCUUUGCGUUCGUCUUUUCUGCACUUAUUGAGUUUGCAGCUGUCAACUACUUUACCAAUCUUCAGACUCAGAGAGCAAUGAGGAAGGCAUCAAGGGCAGCAGCACUGGCAGCAGCACUAUCAGCAGCAACUGUACCGGCAGAGGACGAGAUUGUCUCGCGUUCUGACUCCAACUGUAACCUGAAGAAGAGAGUAAACUCUGUAAUGUCUCAGGCGGAUCAAUCUCCUGAAGCCAGCAUAAUAUCAAAUAGUGCAUCCCAAUAUCAGCCAGUGUCUGCUCCUCCACCAGCCACCCCAGCACCACCACCUAUUGGAGGCACAAGUAAAAUAGACCAGUAUUCUAGGAUCCUCUUUCCGGUGGCAUUUGCAGGAUUCAACCUAGUAUACUGGGUUGUUUACCUUUCAAAAGACACUAUGGAAUUUUUUGAACCUACUGCAAUGCAUCUUCGAAAUGAUCAUCAGUCCAUCUAAAGAACAGGUUUCAAAAAAACAUCACUGAAGGUCUUGUAGGGUUGAAGUAACUUCAGAGGAAUUGUCUAUAAUGCUCUCAAUGUUCAAACACAGAAUAUUUCUACUGGACACCACCUGGAAACAAAUUCUGGACAAAUCAAAAAAAUAGAAACUGCACAAAGUUCUAAAAAUACUUUCUUACAAUUUCUUUGUGUGAUUCUGUUAUAAAAGUUCUUGUUAAAUUAUUUUGUCCAACAGUCAAAGAAAAGAAUGUGUAUUUGUUCUAGUUCUGUAACAAAUAAUUGAAUAUUUACAUUGGUAUAAAACAUCAGUAAUGGGAUUAUUUCUCUUAGAUGCAACAAGCAUUAGUAAAGGAAGCCAGAUUCUGAACUGGUAUAAAUUAGCACUGUUUCACUGAAGUGCUAGGAGCUGCGCUGAUUUUCAUCAGGUGAAAUUGGCCCAAAAUAACAUUAAGAAUGAAAGCUAUGAGAGAGAGCUGAACUCCCAUCACCUUUUCAUAACAUUUUCAUAGAUAAAAUGAAUGAUGAAUACUGAUUUUCUGUAAUUUCAAUUUCAUAUCCUUUAAUCUGAGGUAAUAUUUGUAAAGAAAAAAUAUGCAACAAGGUACAAAACAGAAAGGAGAUUGGUUAUGUACUUUAGCUGUUUAUAUUAUAAUGCUUUUUUGUUGAGAGUGACCGUGAAAGUGAAACUAGUCUAAUUACAAGCAAUUUAUGGGCAGUAUCUAGAAACACAGGACUGAUGCCAGCGAGAUUUCACAGACUGAUGCCAGUGAGAUUUCCAAGUUGAGUGGUUAGAAAGAUGCAGCUACCCAUCAAGUGAAAUGUAAGCCUCCAGCUCUAGGAAAUAGCCCAGAAGCGAGCUGUGACAGCUAGUUAGGAAACAAAUUCUUAUCAGCUGUUUCUACUGAACUGCACAUAGCAAACUCCUUAGAACUUUUUCCAGAGGCAAGUUAUUGUUAGCAAAUUCAGAGUUUAAAGGUGCUAGUAUUUUAUUUCUCACUCUCAACAAAAACAGUCACAGGAUUUAUUUUUCAUAGUUCACAAUCAUCUAUUAUUUUAUUGUACAUUCACACUCUUCAUCUCUGUAGUCCUUCUCAAGUAUGUAAUUAGGAAAGAUAAUCAAAUCAAACUUGAGCCACCUCUGUUGCAGGUGUAGUGGACGCUGGUGGGAGUCAAAAGCACACAAGUCUUAAUGCAGCCAACUAUAAAUUGAGGACCCCUACCCUGAAUUUAACUGUAGUGCAACAAAAUUAUAUUCAUUUUAAAGUGAGAUGGAAAAUUCAGGGUCUUUUGCUUUGUCUAAAUAAAUAUCUUAGUCACUUUGAAAAAAUAAUUAGGGGCUGGCUAAUUCCAGUAAGUUAUCAAGUGCUCCAUUGGCUUCAUUGGCAUUAUAACUAAUUUAACUAUCUGUUGAGCUAGCUCCAAUUGUUUUUUCAGCUCCAGCUGUUUUUUUUACAGCUCCACUGUUUUUUUCUCCUAUUUCAAGAGAAACAUAUAGCUUUUACUGUUGUAGUUCCAGGACUGAACAUGUGAGAUCACUUUUCAAACUUCUUGUUCUUAAUUCUGUAGAACAUAAUUGUAGAUAACUUAAGUAGACUUGAGUCAAUAUUAACUACUGCUGCACAGAAAUGUCUUUUUUUUUUUUUUUUUUUUUUUUUUUUUUUUUUUUUUCCUGACUGGCAGCAGGCUGGCACACUUGGAUGUAUUUACAAGUGCACUGAAUUUUUUCUUCACUUUCCCUUGAAAUCAAAAUUGUGAAAUGAAAAUUGUUAAAUUGAUCUUAUAUUUUUAAAAAUUUAAACAUGGACACCAUGCAAGUUAGCAUUUUACAGUUUGUAAAUACAUUUUAUUUUGAAAAAAAAAAAAAAAAAAAAGUGUUGUAUGUUGUAGAGACCCAGAGGUUAUCUUUUAGUCUAACUUUACUUGUUGUUGCUCCUCAGACUAAUUUUCUAUUUUGAAUACACUAAUGUCUGUAAGAAUUUUCUAAAAACUUUAGAACUGGUUUAUGCACAAAAUGAUAAUUUUUAAAAGUUAUGGUGAAAAAAAAAAAAAAAAAAAAGUUACAAUGAAGCUAAAUGUUGUACCCAGUCUUUUUUGUUUAAAAAUAUUUGAAUAUGAAUUUUACAGCAAAUCCAGAGAGUUACUAAAUAGUCAUUAUUUCCUUGGAAUGUAGUAUUUCAAUGUAUAAAAUAAUGCUAAAUUCCUAACUGUAAGGUUCUAUCAGCACAUUAAAAAUAUACUAACAGUUCUUGGUGUUUGAUACCAUAUUUCAACAUCAUUGCAAAGACUGCUAAUUUUGCUUCAAAGGAGAUUUCCAUGUGGAUAAGAUAGGAAGGGUUUGUCCUCCACAUUUUUUUGAAUAGUAGGAAGGGACUAUGUAUUUACCCUAUUAAAUGCUUUGUAGAGAAACAGUUCAUAUUCAAUCACAUUCAACAUCAAUAAUGUUCAUAAUGCCAAGUUAUAUCUUAGAAUAAAUGUAAUUACUUACAAUUAAUGUCAGUUCAUAAAAAUACUAGUUAUGGUACAACAGUAACCAAACAAGAUAAGCAGCAAAAAGAAAAGAUAAAUACAAAAAAAAAAAAAAAAAAAAGGAAAAGAAAAAGGAUUCAUAUAUAUAUAAGCAUGUGGAUAUGUAUUUCUGUAGAUAAUAUAAAUAGCAUUAGAGAAAUAUAUAUUAAUUUAAAAGAGA
Oxyura jamaicensis (ruddy duck) is the source of this 4350-nucleotide messenger RNA. RefSeq names its product gamma-aminobutyric acid type A receptor subunit alpha6 (gene GABRA6). Gene Ontology annotation, biological process: chloride transport; regulation of postsynaptic membrane potential; signal transduction. Lineage: Eukaryota; Metazoa; Chordata; Aves; Anseriformes; Anatidae. The coding region runs from base 265 to 1662 and encodes 465 amino acids. Gene Ontology annotation, molecular function: GABA-A receptor activity; inhibitory extracellular ligand-gated monoatomic ion channel activity; GABA-gated chloride ion channel activity. Gene Ontology annotation, cellular component: postsynapse; synapse; neuron projection. The record is from RefSeq and is a predicted model, not a curated record. The transcript is spliced from 10 exons.